GCGUGGCGACGUCACCGCCGGGCUCCCCCGCCUGCCCGGGGCCGCGCGAGCGGUUGCUCCGCCUCUUCCUGGCGCCGAGAGAAGCGGGCCGCCGGCGUCGGGCGAGCGGAGGCGAUGGAGGAGCAGAAGGAGAACCGGCCGCAGGGAGCCCACAAUGAGGCGGUGGCGCGCGCGGAGCGACCCGCCCACACCCCGGGCAAGCAACGUUGUAGACUUGAUGGCGAAGAAAAUAAUGGACAACAUUGCACUUCCAGUUCAAGUGAUUACAGUGACCCAGUUUACAAAGAAAUUGCUGUGACCAAUGGUUACAUUAAUAGAAUGAGUAGAGAUGAGCUCAGAGCUAAACUUGCAGAAUUCAAACUUGAAACCAGGGGAGUGAAAGAUGUACUGAAAAAGAGGUUGAAGAACUACUAUAAGAAGCAGAAACUGAUGCAGAAGGAGCCCACUAAUGGAGACAGUUACUAUGAUUACAUCUGUGUUAUUGACUUUGAAGCAACCUGUGAAGAGGACAAUCGGCCUGAAUUUACACAUGAAAUAAUUGAAUUUCCUAUUGUUUUAUUAAAUACUCACACCCUAGAAAUAGAGGAUACCUUUCAACAGUAUGUGAAACCAGAGAUUAAUCCCCAGCUUUCAAACUUCUGCAUCAAUCUGACAGGAAUCACUCAGGACCACGUAGACAAAGCUGAUGCAUUUCCUCAGGUUCUACAAAAUGUUGUAGAGUGGAUGAGACAGAGAGAGCUGGGAACCAAAUAUAGCUAUACCAUAUUGACUGAUGGGUCUUGGGAUAUGAGUAAAUUUCUGAAUAUCCAGUGCCGUAUCAGCCGUAUCAAAUAUCCCUCUUUUGCCAAAAAGUGGAUCAACAUUCGCAAAUCCUAUGGAAACUUCUACAAGGUUCCCAGAAACCAGACCAAGCUAACAAUCAUGCUUGAAAAGCUGGGAAUGAACUAUGAUGGGCGUCCUCAUAGCGGACUUGAUGACUCUAAGAACAUUGCACGGAUAGCUAUACGUAUGCUUCAGGAUGGAUGCGAGCUGCGUGUGAAUGAGAGAAUGCAUGGUGGGCAGCUAAUGAGUGUAUCAUCCUCUGCCCCAGUAGAGGGAGCCCCUGGUCCGCAGAUGCCCCGUUUUAGAAACUAGGUGUCGAAACAUGUUGCAUUAUGGACCAAUAUUGAAGACUUAAAUUAGGAAUUGUUAAUACAUCUUAUCACGUGGCCAUUUCAAUGAACCAGUUCUGCAAUGCAAAAUCUAAAAGCACCUUAAACAACUAUCUCUGUUAAAAUAAAUGGGGGAGCAUAUGAACUCUGUUAAUUAAAACUUGUGCUACAGCACUUUUCAUGCUGAUAAUAUUUUUGUAAGUCAUCUUGGCACCUUUUCAUACAAGGUCAAUGUAUAGUAUGCUGGCAGGAUGUUGAGAUUUCUUUGUGUGUGUGUGUGUAGAAUUGUUAAUUGAAAAAUACGAAGUGUGGUUAGCCAGUGUGCCCUCUCCCUCCCCCAGCUCAUAAGAAAGAGGAUGGUUGUAGAAAUGUUUAAAAAACAAAUGUACUGCAGUAGCUUUUAGCAUCUUGAUUACCCUUUGCAUACAUACAAUGCACUUCCAAAAGAACUGUACAGUACCCUGACCAGACUGGCUUUACCUACUGUGCACAUUUGAUAGCAGCAGGCAGCCUCCUCUUUUUAUGUAAGAUAGGAAAGGUGGGGGCAUUCUUUACUGUUUUAAUUGCUUUAAAAGCAUUGGAGAGGGGAGAGUCUUUUAAGGAAUACAGUAGUCAGUUUCUGUCUCUUAAAUAAUUGAGUAGCAUUGGGUGGCAAAAAACUGUAUUGAAUAAAAAGUUUUCAUCCA
This is a messenger RNA of Trachemys scripta elegans, 1837 nucleotides long. It is a transcript of the gene ERI1, whose product is annotated as exoribonuclease 1. Gene Ontology annotation, cellular component: nucleolus; cytoplasm. Bases 115 to 1134 code for a protein of 339 amino acids. The transcript has 7 exons. The record is from RefSeq and is a predicted model, not a curated record. Gene Ontology annotation, biological process: exonucleolytic trimming to generate mature 3'-end of 5.8S rRNA from tricistronic rRNA transcript (SSU-rRNA, 5.8S rRNA, LSU-rRNA). Lineage: Eukaryota; Metazoa; Chordata; Testudines; Emydidae. Gene Ontology annotation, molecular function: 3'-5'-RNA exonuclease activity; nucleic acid binding.